Phascolarctos cinereus (koala) is the source of this 1714-nucleotide messenger RNA. RefSeq names its product histone H4. Lineage: Eukaryota; Metazoa; Chordata; Mammalia; Diprotodontia; Phascolarctidae. The record is from RefSeq and is a predicted model, not a curated record. Gene Ontology annotation, molecular function: DNA binding; structural constituent of chromatin; protein heterodimerization activity. Gene Ontology annotation, cellular component: nucleosome.
UCCAUCGACCUCUGGGUUAUGGGCCCAGCACGCUUCCGCUGCGCCACUCUGCUGACAACGUGGUUUGCUGUCUUUUUAGCCCUCCAAUUGGCUGUCUCAUCUCCAUAAAUGUAGCAAUCAUUUCUCCUUUUGUUCGUCUUUUUUUUUUUCCAGAGGGUUCUCUUCUCAAACCUAGAGGAAACUUUCCCGCUGUAUCCACCAAUCCCGGAUCAUCCUACUCCACCAGUGAAGUCAAGAACUGCCUUGCUCGCUCUGAACCUCUGAGUACAAUUUUACUAUUUCUGUACAAAUGCUAAAAGUGAAAUGAAGUAUUGCGUGUGUAUAUGCCUAUGUGAAUUCUACCAGUGAGCAUUCCCCCUUUUUUCCAGUCAAUGGAAAGAUGAUUAAUAAUAAUUUAAAUACACAGCGUCUUGUAACUCUCCUUUCCUCCCAUGUGUGUGUUGAACGCUGGGCUAUGUAAACACUAGAAGCAUUUUAGUUUCGUUUCUAGUGUGUAUUUUAUGUUAGCUGCAACCUUAAGAAAAAGCCAUCGGGCUUUUGGGGUUCUUGCCGUAAGCUCCACAAGCAAAAUAAGGAAGAGCACAGAACUUUUCCUAAAAACAAGCUCUGAAAAUGCCUUUCCUACGUCCAAGGAAAAAAAAGAGAGCGAGUUCUCAGAACGAGUUAGAGUUGGCACAUCCGCAGUGUCACAGCCGGAACAGACCCGGAAAGAGACCUAGGGAAGUCUAGUUCCCGCCCAGGCUGUUUCAGUUCCCAAACAGGUCGGCCCGGUGGAUAGAUAUAGAUAGAUAGAUAGAUAGAUAGAUAGAUAGAUAGAUAGAUAGAUAGAUAGAUAGAUAGAUAGAUAGAUAGAUAGAUAGAUAGAUAGAUAUCUAAGGGAGUGCAGCCCGCCGAGAGAUACGCUGUGCAGUGGAGGUCUGUAAGUCAUUAUGUCUGGUCGUGGCAAGGGAGGCAAAGGGCUGGGCAAAGGGGGUGCCAAGCGGCACAGGAAGGUGCUCCGCGAUAACAUCCAGGGUAUCACCAAGCCUGCCAUCCGUCGUCUGGCCCGGCGCGGCGGCGUCAAGCGUAUCUCGGGGCUCAUCUACGAGGAGACCCGCGGCGUGCUGAAGGUGUUCCUGGAGAACGUGAUCCGGGACGCCGUCACCUACACCGAGCACGCCAAGAGGAAGACGGUCACUGCUAUGGAUGUGGUCUACGCACUCAAGCGCCAGGGCCGAACCCUCUACGGCUUCGGCGGCUGCUUAGCAGUAAUUAUGUCAGGUCGUGGCAAGGGAGGAAAGGGGCUGGGCAAAGGGGGUGCCAAGCGGCACAGGAAGGUGCUCCGCGAUAACAUCCAGGGCAUCACUAAACCUGCCAUCCGUCGUCUGGCCCGGCGCGGCGGCGUCAAGCGUAUCUCGGGGCUCAUCUACGAGGAGACCCGCGGCGUGCUGAAGGUGUUCCUGGAGAACGUGAUCCGGGACGCCGUCACCUACACCGAGCACGCCAAGAGGAAGACGGUCACUGCCAUGGACGUGGUCUACGCACUCAAGCGCCAGGGCCGGACGCUCUACGGCUUCGGCGGUUAAGUCAGCUGCGAUUUGCCAGCCCGCUAAGGAAAACCAAAGGCCCUUUUCAGGGCCCCCCUCCCUUCUCUAAUGAAGGAGCUGUAAUUUGCCCAUCUGGUGGGGUUUUUUUGUUCACUAGGUUUUAUACUACAAUAUAGCUCUGUACUUAA